This is a messenger RNA of Leptidea sinapis, 1215 nucleotides long. RefSeq names its product translin-associated factor X-interacting protein 1-like. The record is from RefSeq and is a predicted model, not a curated record. The transcript is spliced from 8 exons. Lineage: Eukaryota; Metazoa; Arthropoda; Insecta; Lepidoptera; Pieridae. Gene Ontology annotation, cellular component: cytoplasm. Bases 41 to 1159 code for a protein of 372 amino acids.
UAGAUCAGCCUUUACGGAGCUGAUCAAUCCUUCAAUUACAAUGUCAUUAAUCUUGGAUCAAAUUAAAAGUGCCUAUGAACAUUCUCUUAGAAUACGAGAUCAGCGAAUUGUACAAUUCAUUACGCAAGAUAAAGUAUUUGGAAUCACAUCGAAGAAGGACCAAUAUGAUGAAAAAAUUAAUUUAUUGCUUACACAAAAUGAGGAAACACACAACGAGAAUAUCAAAUUAAACAUGGAAAUAUCAAAGUUAAAGAACUAUUGUGCAAAGCUGAAAGAUGAGGGCUUCUCCGAGUACCUGUCGCUGAUGCGCGAGCGAGACGCGCGCUACUCGCUGUUCUUCGAGAACGUGGCUCUGCAGACGAAGGUGCGCGAACUGGACGGCAGCAGUCCUUCGGAGGCGCGGCUUGGCGAUCCUGUCGUGCUGGCUAUUGCGCUCGAGCGCUGUCGAGAGCAGUUAUCAUCCAGCCAGAACGAGUUGAAAAAGAUGCGCGAAGAUUAUUCGGAGACGGUACCUCGUCGAGAAUACGACAAUCUAGAGAGCAGGUUCUUUAAUCUGGAGAAACAAAUGAAGAGUAUGAACAAUGAAUACGAUUCCUUGCAGACUAACUAUAAACGUGCUUUAGCCAAGAAGAAAUGUCUGGAGGAGGAGUUAAGUGAGUACAAGGACAGAUGCAGGGAGCUGGAGAAAGCUGGCACUCCGCGACCGCAAUGGGACAUCUGCGGAGACUUCAUCAGCGGCGGUCGGGACAGAUGGUGGCAGCUUGCGGAUGAACUGUCAUCUCGAGAUAAACUCAGAGUACUUCUGAAGGAACUGGGCCCGGCAGCCGAGAGCGAACACCUGGAGUACUUCGAUGGCCUGGGGCUUGAUCCCGCGAUACCUCCGUACCUCCGCUACGAGGGCAAGGUCCGAAACCUGCGACUCUCCCGGCGCGAGCUGAGCGUCAUCAUCAACGAUAUCUGGCUCAGUAAGAUGCAUCACGGACAGGAUAUGCCUAUGCAAGAUUUUGUCACCAAGUAUUUCGAAAAUAGGCUUGUUCUUACGUUCAUCAUCAUCAUCAUCAUCAUUACAGCCGGAAGACAACAAGUUUCAUCGGUAUUAAAGGAAGCCUCAUGCAUGACUCGUGUCUUAGUAGGAAAUGCUAGAACAGCUCUUCUGUAAGUGUUUAUUGCUUAAAACAAUGGCUUAUUAUUCAAUAUAAAUUAAAAUACAUGAUU